Molecule: messenger RNA, 1293 nt
Organism: Penicillium maclennaniae
Lineage: Eukaryota; Fungi; Ascomycota; Eurotiomycetes; Eurotiales; Aspergillaceae
Product: putative phosphatidylglycerol specific phospholipase
Exons: 1
Coding region: 1-1293 (430 amino acids)
Biological process (GO): phospholipid catabolic process
Molecular function (GO): hydrolase activity, acting on ester bonds
Source: RefSeq, a predicted model, not a curated record
AUGCUUCUCUCCUUGGCACUGCUUCCUGUUGUUCUCAGCGCCGCAGUGCGCCCGCGAGGAUCAGGGCUGAGAAACAUCAAAAAUGUCGUGGUCUUGGUACAAGAGAAUUUAUCUUUCGAUCACUUCGCCGGUGGUCUCAUUUACGAUGAUAAGAUUGACGGAUUGGUGGGCCGUGAAUACUGUAACCCGGCCAAUGUGUUACACUCACGUUCCUCUCAAGUCUGCGCCCGCAACGAAGCGGCAAAUAUCGCGACAGAUGAUCCAAAUCAUAGCAUUUCGGGGAUCAACAUGCAGAUCUUUGGCACGUACCAUCCGCUUGCACGGGCUCCAUCUUCUAUGGAUGGAUUCAUCACCGAGCAGCGAGCUUCUUACGAAAAAGACAACUUGAGCCGUGCAGCGGAGGUGAUCGACUACUUCGCUCCUGAACACAUCCCUGUCUUCCAGGCACUGGCAGAGAACUUUGUGCUCUUUGAUCGAUGGUUCGCAGCUGUUCCAGGUCCUACUAAUCCCAACAGAGCGUAUCUGACCUCGGGCACUUCGCACGGCCACGGCAUGAACGACAACACUUUCCUCGUCUCGGGCCUUCCGCAAAAAUCCAUCUUUGAACAGUUAUCGGAGAAGGGAAUCAGUUGGAAAAAUUAUGAGAAUUCUACAAGGUCAGAUCCGCCAUUUUUGCCUGACGCUCUCUUCUACGAAUGGACUGCAAAGUCCAACGUUGGCAAGAGCAAUGUGUUACCGAUCGAGCGCUUCUACCAGGAUGCGAGGGCUGGUAAACUUCCCCAAUUCACCUGGAUCAACCCAGAGUGCUGCAACUAUAUGUCGAUGCACCCACCCUCUCCAAUCAAUAUGGGCGAAAACUUCGUGAAGAGCGUGUACGAAGCUGUGCGCAACUCUCCCCAAUGGAACGAAACUCUGUUUAUCCUGACGUGGGACGAGCACGGCGGGUUUGCUGACCAUGUGCCUCCGCCCACUGACAUCCCUGCUGGUGAUAGUUUGACUUAUACGGAGCGAACUCCCGAUGGGCGAGACUACACAUUCCACUUUGAUCGCUUGGGGGUCCGUGUUCCCACGAUCCUUGCUUCUCCGUGGGUUGAAAAGGGGCUGGUUCAAAGUAAGCCCCCUGAGGGAGAUAACGAAUUCACGCAUACCUCAAUUCUGAAAUUUCUCUGUGAACUGUGGGACUUGGAGAGUCUGUCUCCCCGCGUGGAUUGGUCGCCAUCAUUUGGUGAUCUAAUUACCUCCGAGUACCGCCAAGACACCCCUCAGCAGUUGCCGGAUGCUGCUGACUUUUGA